Lizanozyma spartinae is the source of this 1623-nucleotide messenger RNA. RefSeq lists its product as uncharacterized. Gene Ontology annotation, molecular function: transmembrane transporter activity. The record is from RefSeq and is a predicted model, not a curated record. NCBI's taxonomy places the organism in Eukaryota, Fungi, Ascomycota, Pichiomycetes, Serinales, Debaryomycetaceae. Gene Ontology annotation, biological process: transmembrane transport. The coding region runs from base 1 to 1623 and encodes 540 amino acids. The transcript has a single exon. Gene Ontology annotation, cellular component: membrane.
AUGAUCCUGUUGAAUUUGGACGAACGUCCUGAAGUCUUUAAGACAUCAUUUGCUGAGUUUGUGUUUGUUGUUUUGAUUAUGAUGGCUCAGUUCCUUGUACAGGCAACCACAGCAAUGGCAUUGAGUACAUUAGAUAUCAUAUCUGCAUCCUUUGAGCAUCAAACUGGUCAAGUUCUUACUUAUUCUCAACAAAUAUGGUUCCCAUCUUCAGUGGCUCUUACAUGUGGGACUUUUAUACUUGUUAGUGGUAGACUUGGUGACUUGUUUGGAUUAAAGCAUAUGGUGAUGGCCGGUUGGAUAUGGAUGAGUAUAUGGACUCUUAUCAAUGGUCUACUGUACUAUUCUGCAUCUGUUCCCUUUUUUAUUGUGUGUAGAGCUUUCUCGGGUAUUGGAUUUGCUUUAAGCGUCCCUUCAGGAAUGGGAAUUUUAGGUAGAGUGUAUCCAAAUGGACCUAGGAAACACCUUGUUUUUGGAUUAUUAGGUGCUUGUGGUCCCACAGGUGCUACUGGGGGUGUUUUACUUGGAGCCAUUUGUGCCAAAUACAUUUGGUGGCCAUGGUAUUUCUGGAUUGUUAGUAUCACUGCAUUGAUCUUUUGCAUUCUUUCAUACUAUUUCCUUCCAGACGUUAACAACUGCAAGACCUGGGAAGAUUUUAAGUUCGCUUGUUCACAAUUUGAUUUCUUAGGUUCAGCUGUGGGUGUUAUAGCAUUGAUUCUUUUGAUAUUUUCAUUAGCUCAAGCUCCAGCUGCUGGUUGGGAUUCCGCAUAUAUUAUAGUAUGUCUUGUGAUAUCCAUAGCAUUGAUCGCGCUUUUCUUUUGGCUAGAAGUGAAGUAUGUUGCUCAUCCUUUUAUUCCCAGGAAUAUUUAUAAUAUGAAAUUACUACUUGUUUUAUUGAUUAUGACUUUUGGUUGGGGAUCUUUUGGUGUUUGGCAAUAUAUUUACUGGAGGUUGGUCAUACACCUUCGAGGUUAUAAUCCCGUGCUUGCGGCUCUUGGAUAUGGACCAUUUAUUUUCUUUGGGAUAAUUGCAGCAUUAUCGACAUCAGUUAUAUUCAAGUAUGUUAAGCCAUCGUUGUUGAUAUCUAUUGCUGCAACAUGCUUCAUGGUUGGAUGUAUAAUGCUAGCUGUUACUCCCGUGCACCAAUCUUACUUCCAGAUGACAAUGGGAGUCCAGUUUGUACUUGCUUGGGCCAUGGAUAUUUCAUUCCCUGCUGCAUCUAUUUUAAUUUCUGAUUUCCUUCCACUUGAACAUCAAGGUAUGGGAGGAUCAUUAAUUAAUACUUCUGUUAAUUAUUCCAAUGCUUUCUUCUUAGCAUUAUCGCUGUCGGUAGAGAAGCUGAUCUUCGAUAGCACACAAUCAACCAUUCAAAGUUAUCGAGCUGCUAUGUAUUUUGCAAUUGGUGUGGCUGCUCUUGGAGUUUUCUGUUCAAUCGUUUUCAUUUACGUACAGAGAAACGAUAAGGUUGGAGAUAUUAUGGAAGUAGAAGAAUUUGAAGAUGAAUCGGAGGAAAAACUGGAGAUAAACAAAUUCCCCACCAGUGAUAUUCUAGAAGGCCAUAAAGAGCAAGUUGAGUUUCAUCGCCGAUUAUCUCAGAGUUCGGCUCUGGCAAAUAGGAUGAUGUAA